Molecule: messenger RNA, 1614 nt
Organism: Ceraceosorus guamensis
Lineage: Eukaryota; Fungi; Basidiomycota; Exobasidiomycetes; Ceraceosorales; Ceraceosoraceae
Exons: 1
Coding region: 1-1614 (537 amino acids)
Source: RefSeq, a predicted model, not a curated record
AUGAAGCUCCAAAACGCCACGCACAUUCACGAAGGGCUAGGCGUGCACAAUGCCAAGCACCCGCACACGCCAAAGGUACCAGAGCUCGGCCUCUUUCCCAGCUUCCAGCUUGAAGCUGUGGCCGCUUUGGGGUACGCCAUCGCCAUUCCCCUCGGCGUGUGCUUCUUGCUGUGUGCGUGGUGGCAUUUGCACGGCAAAGCUGCUCAUCGACGCACCCUGCACCAAGAUGCCGUCGCGUACGACGCUGCGGUGGAGAAGCUCGCCAUGAUCGCCAGACAGCAACAUCUCGCUUCGGAAGAGGGUGGCGGGCAGUCUUCUGCUCGACGCGAACGUCAUCGAGCCAUGACGCACGCUGCUCCAUUCUUUGAACACGGCGCGCCGCGGCUGCACGCUACAGUUUACGGCUCGCAGUCAUCCUCUAGCGGCAGGUCAAGUCCUCGAGGAGCAUUCCUCAACAACAACAAUAACAAUAACAAGCAUCACAGCCACGACAGCAUGUCUACCAUAGGAGCGCGAUUGCUGAGAGACGACGUGCCGAGAGAACUCGUCAACGAUCACUCUGCCGGCCCUCGAGCCGUGCGAAGAGAAGCGUCUACGACACGAUUGGGACGCCAGCCAAGCUUUAGAUGGCGCGGGCGCGAAGAGCAGCAGGCAUGGCCCAACAAUCCCGCUGAUCGCAACAAGCACGUUCCGCUCCAGCGCAACGCUAGCGUGAGGAGCAAUAUCAGCGUCUCUACAAUCAGGGGCGUUCGCACCGUCCGUGGCGCACCUCAACCGCCAACGACGUACGCACGGCAAGAGGGUACCGGUGGCAUUCCAGCUGCCAUGAGAUCGAGCCUUGUUGAUACGUCCAGCGGACUGCAAAGGACAAUGAGCACCAGCAGGGGAGUCAAACGCUCGCCCAUGCCACCGUCUGCGCGCAACGCCGUCUACGAAAGAGCAAUGCAGCACGCGCCUAGCAGCAGCCAAAUCACUCUCACUGGACCAUCAACCUCAAAGAGGUCUUUGGAUUGGUCCCCCACUCAAUCGCAAGGGAACACGCAAUCCCAAGGAAACACGCAGCUGCACAAUCCUUGGCCGCAGCAGCGUGCGGGCGCUCGGCCUUCAGCAGAUGGUCCGUGGAGGUUCGGCAGCAUCAGGUCUCGCAACGGUGGCGGCGGCGGCGGCAGCACCGGUGCCGCGCGCUUCAAUCGAGAUAUGGAGAUGCAAGAUGUUCGCGACGCCGUGGACAGAAUAGGACGAGGAGGAGGAGGAGGAGGACCAGAAGUGCAAGUCACGCCCGCAAGUGUUGCGCAACCUCGCCACAAGGCUUCCCAAAGCGAUUUCGGAGUAGUGAGCAGCAGCUCAGCUCAUAGUCUUUCGAGACCACGCGCAUUGUACGUGCGCGAAGACCAGCCGCGCAGAGGUAGCGCGGGCAGCGGAAACAGCACAGACUCUCGUCCUACGCCCAUCGCUUCGCCUAGCCUCGCUCCCCUUGCUCCGUACCUCUUCAACGGCGCCAACCACGAAUGGAUCUCUCCGCUAUCUUCGCCAGGCCAAUCGAUAGAUGUGCCAGGCUCCGAGAGACGCCCGCAUCUACCUUUUACGCCCGACACGAGGCUCAACUUCUUGUAG